AUGAGACAUCCACAAAAACUAGCAGUUGAACUAGAUGAACAAUCGUUAACAUAUUGUGAACUUCUAUAUUAUGUACAAAUACUAUCUUUAACUCUUCUUAAUGAAUGUUUUAUUGCUCCAGGUGAAAUAAUUUGUCAAUGUGUCGAGCGAAGUGUGUCAAUGGUGAUUGGUAUAAUGGGAAUCGAAAUGGCUGGUGGUGUUUAUUGUCCAUUGUCACCGCGGGAUCCACAACAUCGUUUGUAUGCACUCACACAACAAACACAAAGUCGUCUUGUUCUUGUCCAUCAUUUAACAAGGAUCAAAUUCGGUCAUGAUAUUGUCUCACAGGAUAUUGAUUCAAUAUUAAAUAUUAAUUAUAUGAAUAUUGAUAGGAAUAAUGGUUGCCUUUCAAGUGUGAUAGUGAAAGGUGAAGAUAUAGCUUACAUUAUUUUCACUAGUGGGUCAACUGGUACACCUAAAGCAGCUCAGACCAGGCAUCGGAACUUCACAAAUUUCGUGCAUUCUAUACAAAAUGCUGGUGUAAUAAACGAGCAAGACACAGUGUCUCAAAUAUGUGCACCGACAUAUGAUGUACAUGUCAUGGAAAUCAUGGGUAGUUUACUUCUGUGCGCGACUGUUGUAAUGUUACAUCCAUAUGGCAAUAUGGAUUUUGAAUAUUUUGCUCACACACUGCAACAUAAACAGAUUACAUGUCUUGCACCUGUUCCAACUUUCUUAAAUCAUUUAUGUGAUUUUCUUGCACAUUCCAAUCGCUAUGCGUUGUCAUCUGUGCGAUCACUUUGCAUUGGUGGUGAGCCAUUUUCACUACAACUCGUUCACCGCCUCAGAAGUCAUAUUAAAAGUGAGUUUUACAUGCACAACAUAUACGCACCGGCUGAAUGUACCAUUGUGUCGAUAUGUCAUCGCAUUGACCCCGUAUCUAUUGAGAACAACAUUCCUCUUGGUAGUGUUCUGGUUAAUGAACAAUACAAGGUUCUAGAUAUUUUAUUGCAACCCGGAGCGAUCGGAGAAGAAGACGAGUUGCUUAUAGGUGGCGAGGGUGUGUUUGCUGGUUAUCUUGGAGGUGAUGAUUUAACUGCAAAAGCUCUCGUUGAAAUUGAUGGUCAACUAUUUUAUCGAACAGGUGAUCUUGUUAGAAUGGAUAACAAUGGUCUUCUUCAUUAUCAAGGAAGAAAAGAUCAUCAAAUCAAAUUACAUGGACAAAGAAUUGAACUUGGUGAAAUCGAACGAUGUUUACUUAACAUUACAUCCAUCUCUGCUUGUGUUGUUAUGAAAUGGAAUGAUGAUUAUUUAGUUGCUUAUGUUCAAUCUUCUGAUGUGAAUGAAGAAGAACUACGUCAACAUUCUCAAUCUCAUCUUCCACCACAUAUGAUUCCAUCUCUCUUUGUUAUACUUGAUAAAUUACCAUUGAAUGCAAAUGGUAAAAUAGACCGAAAACUUCUUCCUCCACCUAGUUUUUCACCAAUACAUCUCACAAAUCAUGAUAAAUUAUUACUACCAACAAACCAUAUUGAAAUUAGUAUUUAUCAUAUUUGGUGUGACAUAUUCAAACAAAAUCAAAUCUCAACUGAUACAAAUAUAUUUACUAUUGGUGGUCAUUCACUACUGAUGAUGCAACUUUUUCAUCGAUACAAGAUUGAAUUUCAUUUAGGACAAAAUCUAAAUGCUCUUUCCAUUUCUGAUCUUUUUCAACAUCCUACAAUUGUUGGUCAUGCUCAACUCAUUUAUCAAACUAAGAAUACGACAGAGAGUAACAAUGACUAUCAUUGGUCUUCAUUACAUAUCAUGAAAGCUAAAGCAUCGUUUGCACAAGAACGUAUAUUCUUAGAUGAACGAAUUCGUUUCUCAUCGACAAAUAAUAACACUAACAAUAUGUAUGUUAUUCCAUUGGUUUAUCAGAUUGCAUCUAUCAAUGAUCAUAUAUCUAUUUCACGAUUACAACAUGCAUUUCAAUCUAUCAUUACAAAACAUGAAAUUCUUCGAACAGCACUCUAUCUUGACACAAGUGCUACUAUUAUACAAGGUUGUUUAGAUACAAAUGCUAUUAUCAAUGAUAAGAAAUCAUCUAGAUUUUCGAUGAUUACUCUUCCUGAUGAAAAACAUGAACAGAAUGAAAUUGUAAAGAAGAUUUUAAAUCAAUCAAAUUUAUUUGAUUUAUCAAUGGGACAUGUUAUUAAUUGCCAUAUUCUUCGUCGUGAUCAAUCAAAUCAUUCACUCACUCAGAGUAGUGAUGAUCUAAUGAUCAAAGAUGAUUUAAUAUUAUUUACUAUUCAUCAUGCUUGUUUUGAUGGAGCAUCAGUAUCAAUCUUCAUUCGUGAUCUUUCUCUUGCUUAUCAAUCUAAUGAGUUGCUUCCUAUAGAUGACAAUUCAUUACAAUAUAUUGACUAUUCUAUUCAUGAACACAUAAUGGAUAUGACAUCGUCUCAAGAAUUUUGGUUAUUAGAACUCAAAGGAUAUAAUCUCACAGGCCAAUUAUCAUUACCCGUUGAUCGACAACGUUUAUUAACUGAUCAACGAUCAGGUUUAGCUUCUUCAGCUCAACUCACUUUUGAUGAUGAAAUAUGCACAUCAUUUCUAAACUAUGCAUCAUCACAUUAUCUCACACUCUUUCAACUUGGAUUAUCUGUAUUUUAUGUCUUCCUAUUCAAAUUAACGCAUGGUGAGAGUGAUUUAUGUAUAUCUUCUAUCAAUGCAAAUCGAUAUCGAAGUGAAUUAGUGAAUAUGAUAGGAAUGUUUGUAUCAACAUUACCAUAUCGUGUUGAACUUGAUUCUCAAUGGUCAUUUGAUGAAGUAGUUAAAUAUGUACAAGAAAAAUGUUUAUUAACUCUUCAACAUUCUCAUUAUCCAUUACAACAUAUUCUUAGUGAUUUCCAUCUCACUCAAUCGAAUGUAUCAUUGCUUGAAACAAUGUUUGAUUUUAUUACUGUAUCAAAAGAAGUUAAUGAUUUAUGUUUGAAUGGUGUCGACUUACAAAAAGUGUCGUUAAAUGAAUCAUAUGUUAUGGCUCAAUUUGACUUCUCAUUGAACUUUAUAUACAAUCCAUCAUCAAAUGAUAAUCGAUUAUCUUGUUCUUUUGUUUGUUCAAGUGAUUUAUUUGAUGAAAGAACAACUUUAACCUUAACUCAAAGAUUUACAUAUCUUUGUGAACAAAUCUUUUCAUCAACCUCCAUGGAAAACCCCGAAGAUGCAUGUUCAACAACUAUAUCACGACUUAGUAUUAUUUUAUCAAGUGAAAUGAAAGAGAUGCAAGAUUUUGUAUUUUGCCAACAAACAAAUAUUAAAAACCGAGGUAGGUUUUUCGUAUCAUCUAGAAUUUUGUUGAUGGAUAUCUUACGCGAAGUACAUAUGUUUUACAAAAGCAUGAAUUGUUUUUACUACAAGUAUUUAUCUGCAAAAUACUGUAAAUAUCGAAAGUCUGAUAGUCAUCUGGUACUCAGAGUUUACUAAUGUCUUAUGUCUUGGAUUAUAUUCAUAUAAUCUUCCAGAGAACAUUCUUUUUGUUAAGUUAAUAUAUGAUGAGUAGAUGACUUUUAAUACAACAAAAUAUCGAAUAAUAUAUUGAAGAAACAAAAACUCGUUUUUGCGAUCUGAUAGUAUUCUUAGAUUUGCUAUUAUGACCUAGGUUUUAUUAAGAGACUUAUAAAUUAGAAAUGAAUCUUGAUUCUUAUUCGAAUAUUUACUGUUUUAUCUUUAAAUCCGAUACAUCUAGAGUUAGUUGGGAAGGCGAUAGUUUGUAAUAAUGUCAAGUGUCAUAUUGCUAAGUCUCAAUAACAUAGUUAUAAACACUCAUCAUCAGUUUCUUGUUAUCCUGAUAAAUUGAGUUUUGAUGAUCAGUAGGGUUCAUGUAAAUAUUAAUUACAAAACAGAUGAGUCUUAACAGUUCCGUAUGUAAUUUUCAAAUGAUAAAACAUCUAGGUAUAGUUGUAGAUGUUUUUAAAAUGCAUAUAACAAUGGUGGAUUUAGUAGACUUGCAUUGGUUGCGUCCAAGGGAGAAAAAGUCAGUCUUCAUCUACGUUCAAAUUUUUUGAAGUACAAGGUGAGUACGACAGGACUACAAGCGAAGUGUCAGGGAACACUGUAAAAAACACACAAUAAUAAGCCUUUAAAACGUUUAUGAAAGUGCAACGUAUAACAAACUCUUUUCUACCAUUUUCUAAGUGAUCAGAAACCGUUUUCUAAUCUCUCUGAAAGCAAAUAUUAAAGGAUUCAUCAACUUAUAACAAAAAUACUCCCAUACUUAAGUGUUAAUUAAUCAUAUUUUAUGUAACUCUUUACAUUUAAUAAUUAAAAUGCAAGUUUUAUGAAAUAUUCUUUUAACAUAGUAUCAACUUUACUUGAUUGUAAUACUGUCAAAAAGUUCAAUACUUCUUUAAAAACAACAUAAAGAACGUUAAAAGAUUUAUAAAAACUACAUAGCUAAGAGUAGCAAGAAAAUAUUUUUUUUUAAAAAUGUAAUAGAAGAUCAUUAUUGUAGUUUGUGGUUGAUAAGGCAGAUUAGAAGAACCGAGUUCUUCGAACGCAUCGCUGGCUCUACUAAAAAGUGGUUGUAUUCGAAGUUGUGAUAUUUAUUCAGUGUAAAAGAAAAUAGAGAUCAAGCCUUCCGCUACUAAAAACGGCUAUUCUCUUACUUUUUAUUGUAAAUACUGGAUCGAAUUUGAAAAAAAUGGUAGUUUCUUUCUUCUUAUUCAAUGUCACUUGAAAUGAUGAAACAUAUGUUAUAAUCAAAGUCGAAAUGAAAGAAAUCAUUCACCAAAAUGAAAUUGAAAAAUUCUAAACCGAAGUCAGUUUUAUUCAGUUUCAUACGAUCCAAAUUCUAAGAAGAAAGAUAGUCAAUUUAAAACAUUAUUUAAAAUCUAGUUUGUUAAGCAAAAGUUUUGAAAAAGUUCUCUAAGAUGUUCUCCUCCAGUAGUAGGAAAAUAAUGCGGAAAGAGAACCUUUAAUCAAAUAUCUAUCUCCACAGAAAAAGGCCUCAUCUUCUGUCAUUGUAUCUUUUGUGAGCCCGAUAGCAAAAAAACUAUGAUUUCGGUAGCUCAAAACAGGCCCCAUGAUAGGUCCGCAAGAAAUAUCGAUAGAUUGGCUCCAUUAUAAAGGACUCGAAAAAAGAAAUAACAGAAAAAUAUGCAGUAAAAUUAAUCAUUCUUUCUCUAUGAAUAAGUUCAUGUCAUACGAGCAAGGUAGUAAACAACCAUUUCGGAAAAUGUUUUACCGUUCGGUAGGCGUAAUACUGCCAUAAUAUGUCGCUGUGUAAUAAGCGACCGAAUACUCGAUUUUUAAAUGGUUUUACGGUCAUUCUUAACUGUGCACAGAGCGAUAAUAUAUGGUCGUUAUACUGCAUCUAUCAAAUGUCAAUCUACGGCUAUUUACGACUAUAAACUGUAUAAAGCGACGAUAUACGUUAGCAUCUUUAACACUUAUAGUGAAUGUGAUCAUUAUCCUGGAAAUAUUUUACACCUAUUUUCAGAUGAAUCUCAAUAAUUGUUCGUCAAAAAACGUCCAAGACAACAUAAUAAUGCUAAUAGAAAGGCUCUAUAUUCGUAAGGCAAGAAAAAUAAGCACAACGUCAUGAUAUUCUUAACGAAUCAAAAAAGUACAAACGCUGUGAUGCUUAUGUUUUUUUAUCAACAUUUACAUAAAACUAUUGUAUAAUCCUACUCACGCACUUAAAAAGUCCCAGAUUGAGAUUUUUCUGUCGAAUCCUAUGAAAGUUAACAAUAUCCACCGAUUUUUCAAGUAAAAAUGGAUAGAUUCGAUGAUAGACCUUUAUCCUUGGCAGUGUUAAAAUAGUUUUUUCUAUUGCUAAUACAAAUUACUGAGCCGGCACCCUUAUUACGGAUUCUGUUCCAUUAAAAAAGCAAUUACAUGAAAACUGACUAGAGUAUUGAUAUGAAACAUCAUUUGAGCACCCAAAUUUUACAUUAUAAUCCACGAAACUCUCAUUAUUCUAGCACCAGCAUCAUUUGCACAAGCUCGUAUUUG
Adineta steineri is the source of this 5976-nucleotide messenger RNA. Lineage: Eukaryota; Metazoa; Rotifera; Eurotatoria; Adinetida; Adinetidae. The record is from the annotation of a GenBank genome assembly.